AUGUCACAAUCCUAUUUUUCUGGUCUUAUGAGUUGGUAUAUAUAUAUAAUUGAAUAACUUAGGAUGAAAAAGCAUAAUGGUAAUAACCAAUUAGUUAUUGGUCAGAGAUCCAUCAGUCUAUUUAUCAUAAAGAUGUAUUUGCAUGAUCGACUAGUACAGAAAUCCUAAUACAAAUUGAAUUCAAACUAAUCAAUUCAAUUCAAGGAUUCAAUCGAAUAAAUAUGUUAAAUCUCAGAAUACAAUUAAAAAAAUAAUUUCGAAGAAGUACAAUAUCAGUUUUAUUUCUUAGAAACUAUUAUCUUAACUUACUCUUGUAGAUUAAGAUGAAAUAUUUGAUACUAUUUGUAUUAGAGGAGAUAUGAUUGAAAUAAUCACUUUGUUGAGAGAUUGUUCUAAUGGGAAGGCAUUUACAGAGUAAUUGAAGAUUAUUGAAAAUAAUAAAUAGUUAAAGGUUCAAGAUGCUAGUUGGUUUGAUUCUACUCAACCUUAAAGUUGUAUUAAUUGGAUAAUAAAUGAAUUUGAAAAGUAAGUAACUUUGCUCUAUUAUAAACACAUUAAUUUCAUUAAUCAUGAAUGUAUUUAAUAAUAUUGGAUAAACAAUGGAAAUAAUAUAAGGAAGAAAGUAAUUGAUUGUAUAUCAAGUGUCAUUAAAAUAGAUCAAAAUAUUUUUCUUUAAUAAUAUUCUAAUUUCAUUAAGGAUCAUUCAAUAAAUCUUUAAAACAUUCUUAAUAAGUUUAAUGAUAAUUAAAUUGAAUCCAUAUUCUAUUUACCAUUACAUAAUGCUUUAACUCUUUAAAGUGUUUGUGAAAAAUUGGUGCUCUAAAUAAUUAGAGAAUCAUAUAAAUAAUCAAUAUUAUAGGAAUUAGAAUGUUUAACAAAGAAUGAUUAAAAUUUGCAACCACAAUAAGUAUCUUAAUAGAAAUUAAAAAAAAAGAAGAAAUAAAAUAAAUAAAAGAAAUUAGUAUAAUAAGCAACAUAGAAUUAAUUGCCUAUUGUUAUUUAGAAAGAGUAAGAAAAUUUAGAUGUUAUUACUGAUGAUAAUUAAGACACUGAAGAUUGGAUUAUAGUUACUAAAAAUAAAAAAUAGAAAUGUCCUAAUAAUAUUAAUCCAAGUUGUUCAAAUAAAGAAAAAUAAUAGAGUAUAGAAUAAUAAGAACAAUAAUCUUAGAUAUAAGAUAAUAAGAUUUCAAUGGAAAUUGAGGAAACAAAUAAGAGUAAUAUUCAAUAAUAAUUAUAAUAAUAAGAUAAAAUAUAAUAAUAAGAGUAAUAAUUAACAUAAUUAGAUUAAUAAAUAUAAUAAAAAUAAUCAGAUUUAUAAUAAUAAUAAUAAUAUGAUUAGAAUUUAAGUACACCUGAAAAGAAAAAGUUAAUUAGAAAGAAUUUAGUGUUACCUAAGAAAGUUGAAUAAAAUGAAGAACUUAUUGAUGAAAAUCUUAUGAAUCAAUCCUUUUAAUAAAUGAUAAAAAAAUUAGAUCUUGAUAUUAAAGAAUUUAUAGAUUAAAUAAGAAGAGAAAAUGAUUAACAAUUUCCAAUUAGAUAGUUAAUUUUUAACAGAAUUCAAUUCACAAUUUAAUUAUUAUUUAAAGAUGCUGGUGUAUUUCUAUUUGGAUCAUGUGCAACAAGAUUGGCACUCCCUGAUAGUGAUAUUGAUAUUGGAAUCACUGGUCUGGAAACUCAUUUAUUAAAUUAAAAAAUGGAUAUUAUAAUUGAAUUCUUAUGUAAAAUGAAUUGGAUUAAACGUAUAAAGUAUAUUCAUUUAUUUAUGUUAGACCUAUCUAUCCUACUUAAAAUACUUUACCUCUUAUAAAAUUAUGGGUUGAUCCUAGUAUUCCAUUUAGAAAUGGAAAUAUGAAUUUACCUAAUAUAGAUCUUGUUUGCCAAUCAUAAUUAAUUUAAGUAGAUAUCAGUUUCUUUGGACACAUAUAGCAUUAAGGAUUGAUAUCAACAGAACUCACUUGCUAUUGGCUCUAAGAAUAUUAAGAGUUAAAAACUAUCACUCUUUUAUUUAAAAGUUUACUUAAAAAGAGAGGAUUAAAUGAUUAAUCUAAAGGUGGAAUUUCAUCGUUCUGUUUAGUACUAAUAGUUGUGGCCUUUCUGGAGUACUAUUAUUAAUAAAACGCUGGAUUUCAUUCAAUUGGAUUGGCAACAUAUAAAUUUCUAGAAUUUUAUGGAACAAAAUUCAAUCCUCAUUCUAUGGGAAUUUUUUAUAAAGGAUUUGAUUAGAAGUAUUAAUUUUAUUAAUCAUUAAUAGUCCAUUUUUUUAUUUAGAAAAAGAGGACUUCUAGUUAACAAUAAUUAGUCCUAUUACUUAUGAUAUCAUUAGUCAAAGUAGUUCAUUUGUAUAGACUAUACUUUAAGAUAUCAAUGGAUUAUUCAAUGCAUGUGAAAAUGAAACUAAAUUCUUCUAUGAGAAAGCUAAAUUUAAUAAGAAAAAGAGAGGAAAGAAAGAGGAACGAAAUUUAUUUUAUAAAGAAUUUGCAAAACUUACACCACUAUUUAGUACUUGAU
This is a messenger RNA of Paramecium primaurelia, 2508 nucleotides long. Lineage: Eukaryota; Ciliophora; Oligohymenophorea; Peniculida; Parameciidae. The record is from the annotation of a GenBank genome assembly.